AUGGUCUACGUGCGACUCAUCACCCCGGCGCUGGCUGGGCUCCUCGACGCGGCGGUCAGUGUGCCUGAACUAGAGGAAGUUCGUCUCACCUUUAUGGAAGAACGCCUGCGUGCUCUUGUACACACGCAGUCACCCUCACAGCUGGAGGACGCACUGUGGAUCUACCUGGUCUGUCAGCGGCAGCUGCUGUCGAGAGCCAUUCAUAACUCUCAAGCCCCGGAUCAGCAGCACGGAACGAACGGCGACGCACCCGGAGCCCCGACGACCACCGACACCUCCGGCUGCCCGCUACCACCACCACUCCAUCUUCCCGGGCUCAUAACAUGUAUCAGUGACGCCGUACGCUGGUACUGUGGCGAGCUGCCGAUCCCUACUGCUCGCCCGGCGGCUAAUGAGUGCCAAGCAGCGUCACAGCCGCCGCCACCGCAAGAAACAGAGCAAGCGCAGAAGCCAAAGCCAACGACCGCCCCCCACACCAUGCACACCUCUUGCACCUCGCCAGCAGUGCAGCCGGGAGCACGGAUCGAUGCGCUCCUUCGACAGCGCCAGCAGCCCAUCCCAUCACCAGCGCCGUCGCAGCCGGCUCAGCACCCCAAGCAGGUCACUGGGCCCCUUGCCACAGUGCAGCUGGCUCUUGAUGCAUUUUCUCACUUCAAGCGUGCCCCCACGCUCCGUCAGCCUCGCACCAUCGCCCUCCUUGUCCGCGACUUCGUCUCUCUCUGGAGCCUCAUCUACCUGUGCAAGCAGCUGAAGCACCACCAACUGCGAAAGGAGCGUCUGCUAACGAGCACGGCGACCGCAGCCGCUGGCCCUAGGGACCUUAAACGCGGCCAGAAAGAAGACUUGAGGAGUCUCGACAGCGCCCACGUCAAUCGAAGCCCUCACGCGCACUACACCGAUGCCCAGCCCGUCGCGGUGUGCUUUCACGAUUACGAUCUGCUGCUGCCAUGGGGCCUCGUCCAGCGUGUAUUGUCGCCGUCGGAUGUGUCCAUGGCAGCCGUAGCAGCGCGAUGUCGAGCCAUGGAAGAGUCCAAGGCAGGCAUGUCCUCUUCCUCCUCUGCUACUACAGCCGCCACUGGCCCCACCUUCGCACUCAUCCUCAACCCUGCCGUGACGGCCAUGGACGACAACCCGGACCGCCUCAGCAAGAAUGCACGCAUCGAUGCAAUUGACAAAGCAGCCAGCACGUACUACUACGCCUUGUUGUCAGCUCGGGCGCAUGGGCAGACAAGUGGGCACCACUGCGGUGCACGGUCAGGCGCCUCCAUCGCGUCAGCAGCGGCUCACCAAGAGGCGCUGCGCAGCUCCUUGGCCGCAGUGGACAUUGGUGACUACGGCGUUCUGGACCCGUCGCGGAUGCGCGUGCCACCCUACGUGGCCGGAACGGAUGGGUUACUCUCCGGUGGCGUUGGCAGGGGGUCGUCGAGAGCGGUGUCGGAAAGUCUGGAGACGACUGCGAAGUCGUAUGCGUUGUUUCUACGUGACGUCUCGAUCGGCUUUGACAUCCAGGUAAUGACCCUUACCGGCGCCGGUGUUGGCUACUAUCUGGGCUACCUGCGCGGGUUGUCGUCGGAGUGGUGUACCCUGUACGCCGUGGUCGGCCUUGUGACGAUGAUGCUGGUGGACGCCGUGCUGCUCAUUAUUCGAGUAGGACGGCAGGAUGAGGCGGUGCUCAAGGCCCGCCAACGGAUUCGCCGGCAACGUGAAAAGCUGGAGAAGGAUAGCGAGAAGCUCGUACAGUCCAUGCAGGCUGCCCUGAGCCUCCCAGCGGCCGACGUCACUAAUUCUACUUCCUCCUUCGCUAGCAAAGCAACCACAGCAAUGCCCAUUGCGGACGCAGAGGAAGUCGCCGCCGCUUCUCCUCAGACGCAGGCGGACCCACACACCAAGAAGAAUCAGUAG
Leishmania braziliensis MHOM/BR/75/M2904 is the source of this 1902-nucleotide messenger RNA. RefSeq lists its product as hypothetical. Bases 1 to 1902 code for a protein of 633 amino acids. The transcript has a single exon. Lineage: Eukaryota; Euglenozoa; Kinetoplastea; Trypanosomatida; Trypanosomatidae. The record is from RefSeq and is a predicted model, not a curated record.